AUGUCGGGCGGCGUAGACUCGUCGGUCGUUGCGUUUUUGAUGGCGCAGGGUUAUAAGAACGUGACGGGGGUAUAUAUGGCGAACUGGUCGAUGCCUCGGACACAGGACUUGGAAUCAGGCAUGCUCUGCACGGAGACUGACUGGGCGGACGUUCAGUCUGUGUGCGAGAGUCUCGCUAUUCCUUCGAUCAGACUGAGCUUUGAAAAAGAUUACUGGACCGAAGUGUUUGAUCCCAUGCUGCGCCAGUACGAAGCGGGAACCACGCCGAACCCGGACGUGAGUUGCAACAAAUACAUCAAGUUUGGGAAACUGUACGAUGCGGUGGAGAAAAUGGCGCAGGAAAGAAAGACGGGGAAAUGGUGGCUAGUCACUGGCCAUUAUGCCCGCGUGGCUAGGCAUAUUCCGACCGGGCAGACUCAUCUGUUGCGGCCGGCGGAUAGCAGGAAAGAUCAGACGUACUAUCUAUCGAAUAUCGACCACCGGAGACUUCCUAACAUUCUGUUUCCGCUGCAUCAGUAUUCAAAGCCUGAGAUCCGACAGAUUGCGGUUGACAACAAUCUACCGACUGCAUACCGCCCUGACUCGCAGGGUCUGUGUUUUGUCAGUGGGUAUACGCAUUUUAGGGAGUUUUUGGCAGAAUUCAUUGACCCCAAUCCCGGUGAUGUGGUGACUGUGGACGGGAAGGUUGUGGGCAAGCACGAUGGUCUCUGGGGUUGGACGGUAGGACAAAGAAGUGGUGUCACGAUGCCGCAGGGAGACCCGGAGUGUGCAGGUGCCUGGUACGUGGUAGACAAGAGGAUAGCUACGAACGAGGUAGUCAUUGCUCGCGGACGGAUCAACGAGUGGCUGCUUUCGGACGCCAUAACGUGUACGGACUGGACAUGGAUGGCCGCCGCAGACGAGGUCGAGUCGCUGGUGAAGCUGGCGGAGGACGGAAAGCUACAGGUACGCAUUCGGAGUCUAUCAGACCCGGAAGCGGUGUCAAAACUCGAGAUUCUGCCGGGGGGUGAGAAGGUUGCGAUUACGUUUGCAAGACCGCUGGAUAGUGUGGCGAGCGGGCAGACUACGGUCGUGUACUCUGGAGACAGGCUUCUGGGGGGCGGACCGGUGGAGGACCGGAGGAUAUCAGUGAGGGCUGAAGCGCAGACGUGA
Molecule: messenger RNA, 1152 nt
Organism: Myxozyma melibiosi
Lineage: Eukaryota; Fungi; Ascomycota; Lipomycetes; Lipomycetales; Lipomycetaceae
Product: tRNA-specific 2-thiouridylase
Exons: 3
Coding region: 1-1152 (383 amino acids)
Biological process (GO): tRNA wobble position uridine thiolation
Cellular component (GO): mitochondrion
Molecular function (GO): sulfurtransferase activity
Source: RefSeq, a predicted model, not a curated record